AGUACAAAGUCACAGAUGCUCGCGGAGGAACACGUUUUCAUUGUUAUCAGCUGCUGUCGAUUGUCGACCAUUCCUCAUUGUAUUUUGUUAUAUUAGUUAAAAUCAUUUAUAAACAAUGUUACACACAAGUCGUCACAUACUGAGACAUUUUCGGCCCUUUGUAAGAUUUUAUCACGAAGAGGCCUCUGUUAUUGGUACUGCACCCGAUACCAGUUCAACAGUUUAUCAGGAGAAUUAUGCACAGAUGAAAACUCUUGUUGAUCAAUUGAAAACUACCGUGGAAAAGAUAGUUGAAGGCGGAAGCCAGAAAGCUAGGGAAAGGCAUGUAAGCAGAGGAAAGCUUUUACCCCGUGAAAGAGUGAACACUCUGUUAGAUAGAAAUUCACCUUUUCUAGAGCUUUCUCAGUUGGCUGGAUAUAAGAUGUAUGAUAAAGAAGAAGUACCAGCUGGUGGAAUUAUUACCGGUAUUGGCAGAGUAGAAGGUAUUGAAUGUAUGAUAAUAACAAAUGAUACUACAGUAAAAGCUGGUACUUUCUAUCCUAUUACGGUCAAGAAAUAUUUACGAGCUCAAGAGAUUGCAGAAGAAAAUAGAUUAUCUUGCAUAUAUCUAGUCGAUAGCGGAGGUGCAAAUUUGCUUAGGCAAGCUGAUGUAUUCUCUGACAAAAUGCAUUUUGGUAGAUCUUUUUACAAUCAAGCAAAUAUGAGUGCCAAAGGAAUAGCGCAGAUUUCAGUGGUUUUAGGAAGUUGCACAGCAGGUGGUGCAUAUGUUCCUGCUAUGUCAGAUGAAAACAUUAUUGUUGGCAAUCAAGGUACGAUAUUUCUGGCUGGUCCUCCAUUGGUAAAAGCUUCGACUGGCGAAGAGGUUUCGGCGGAAGACUUAGGUGGUGCUGCUCUUCACUGUCGGGUAUCCGGCGUCACCGACCAUUAUGCAAUAGACGAUACGCAUGCCUUACACUUAGCACGUCGAGUUGUAAAAAAUUUAAACUUGAAUCCGCCUAUGGACGUAAAAAUCAGUAAAAAUAUAGAGGCACCUCUGCACGCUGUUGAUGAGAUAUACGGAAUCGUCGGAACAAAUCUGAAACGCCCGUUCGAUGUGAAGGAAGUCAUUGCGAGAAUCGUAGACGGAUCUAAAUUCCACGAAUUUAAAGCACAGUACGGCGAGACCUUGGUCACAGGAUUUGCCAGGAUUUACGGUUAUCCCGUAGGCAUACUCGCGAACAACGGUGUCUUGUUCUCCGAGAGUGCUUUAAAGGGGACUCAUUUUAUACAGUUGUGCUCACAAAGAAAAAUUCCUCUCGUGUUUCUACAAAAUAUCACAGGAUUUAUGGUGGGUAGGGAUGCAGAAUUAGGAGGUAUCGCGAAGAAUGGUGCAAAAAUGGUAACAGCUGUGGCCUGUGCUCAAGUGCCGAAAAUGACAGUAAUAAUAGGCGGCUCCUACGGAGCUGGAAACUACGGAAUGUGUGGCCGGUCUUAUUCCCCACGAUUUCUUUACUCCUGGCCGAACGCUAGAAUAUCGGUGAUGGGAGGUGAACAGGCGGCUGGUGUAUUAGCACAAAUUGCAAAAGAACAAAGUAUAAAGGAAGGCAAAACGUGGACUCAGGAGCAGGAAGACAACAUAAAAAAUCCCAUCAUAAAACAAUUCGAAGAGGAAGGCAAUCCGUACUAUUCUAGUGCUAGGCUUUGGGACGAUGGUGUGAUUGAUCCUGCUGACACGCGAGUUGCCCUCGGUUUGAGUUUGUCCGCAAGUCUAAACGCACCUAUACCCGACACUAAAUUCGGAAUUUUCCGAAUGUAAUCGAGUAAAAGACCGUACGUCUCAAAACACGUACGGAUGCAAUCUCAAAAGUGCCACUUAUUAUUAAAUUUUGUAUAAUAUUUUUAUAUUGAAGUCAAUCAAAUCAAUUGUUAUUUUGUAAUAAUGA
Molecule: messenger RNA, 1922 nt
Organism: Harpegnathos saltator (Jerdon's jumping ant)
Lineage: Eukaryota; Metazoa; Arthropoda; Insecta; Hymenoptera; Formicidae
Gene: Mccc2
Product: methylcrotonyl-CoA carboxylase subunit 2
Exons: 9
Coding region: 116-1795 (559 amino acids)
Biological process (GO): L-leucine catabolic process
Cellular component (GO): methylcrotonoyl-CoA carboxylase complex; mitochondrion
Molecular function (GO): methylcrotonoyl-CoA carboxylase activity
Source: RefSeq, a predicted model, not a curated record